CAAUCCUCUUUACCAAACAACAACGCGGCAAGAAAACUUCUCUCUCUUCUUCAUGCUCGCUUCCCUCUUCCGUACACCUCUACCUGGACAACAACGACGACCUUCGCUAUUCCCUAGGGCCUGCCCAUUCCUUCAUGGGAUUCUGGGCUAAACUCUUUGCUUGUAUCGAUAAACGCUUCAAAGCCGCUCGAAGUGGCUCCGACGCUGAAGGCGGAACUGACGACGGAUCCGACGCUCACGGCCUUUUCUUCGAACUCCGUGCUCUCCAGAUUGCUACUAACUACUUCUCUGAACUUAAUCGCCUCGGUCAUGGUGGAUUUGGUCCCGUCUACAAGGGUUUGAUGCCAAAUGGUCAGGAAAUAGCUGUCAAGAAACUUGCAUUGGAUUCGAGACAGGGACUGAAACAAUUCAUUAAUGAGGUGAAACUUUUACUGAAAACCCAGCACAAGAACUUAGUGAUGUUGUUGGGGUGCUGUGCCGAAGGACCUGAGAAGAUGCUUGUUUAUGAGUAUUUGCCAAAUAAAAGCCUUGAUUACUUUCUCUUUGAUAAGAGCAAGUCUCCUUCUUUAGAUUGGGCAACACGAUUCAAGAUUAUAUCUGGCAUUGCAAGAGGUCUUCUAUACCUGCAUGAGGAGGCGCCUGAAAGAAUCAUCCAUAUAGACAUCAAAACCAGUAAUAUACUGUUGGAUAAACAAUUGAACCCCAAAAUCUCUGAUUUUGGCUUGGCAAGGCUCUUUCCCGGGAAUGACACUCAUGUAAAUACCUUUAGGAUUUCUGGCACUCAUGGUUACAUGGCACCUGAAUAUGCCAUGCAUGGGUAUUUGUCUGUGAAGACGGAUGUUUUCAGCUAUGGAGUUGUGGUCUUGGAGAUAGUAAGUGGGAGAAAAAACCAUGAUAACCGUCUUGGUUCAGAGAAGGCAGACCUCUUGAAUUAUUCAUGGCUACUAUUCCAAGGACGAAAGUCAUUGGAUUUAGUUGAUUCCUCCCUUGAGGAAUACAAUCCUGACGAGGCAGCAAUGUGCAUUCAGCUGGGCUUGUUAUGCUGUCAGCAGACUGUUUCCGAGAGGCCAGACAUGAACUCAGUUCAUCUCAUGCUAUCGAGCGAUUCGUUCACUUUGCCGAGGCCAGGUAAACCUGCAGUCCAAGGCCGUGUAGGACGGUGGACAACCACGUCCACCUCGGCUUUUACUAAUACUAAUGCAAGUAGCACCCAUACCGGUGUCACAAAGGUAUCGGCUGGAAGCAGUUUUGUGGAAGAUUAUUCAAGGAAUUCCAUGUCGUAUUCUUCCAUUGAUGAAGGUAGAUAAGCUACUAUUAGUUCACUGUAAUUAUAAUUGUUGUAAAGAUAUUUUGUAAAGCUGGUGAUCUCAUUUGAAAAGAUCUAUUUGUUUGGUGAUGUUAAA
Messenger RNA from Hibiscus syriacus, 1403 nucleotides. Its product is annotated as G-type lectin S-receptor-like serine/threonine-protein kinase B120. Gene Ontology annotation, biological process: protein phosphorylation. Gene Ontology annotation, molecular function: ATP binding; protein kinase activity. Lineage: Eukaryota; Viridiplantae; Streptophyta; Magnoliopsida; Malvales; Malvaceae. The record is from RefSeq and is a predicted model, not a curated record. Bases 135 to 1307 code for a protein of 390 amino acids. The transcript is spliced from 5 exons.